UUGUUGGAUGUAUUUUCCCUCCAUAUGUCCGAACCAAAAAUUCCCUCCCUUGCGUCGUUUUCUAGUCGGCUACCGCUACCCAGCUCGCACGCACCCCCGCCCCGCCCCGCCCCGCCCCGCAUAUGUAUAUGCGUAUCUUCGCCAUGGAAUGCUAAAACCCUUGGAUGCGCUCUCUUGGAUUCUGUUAUUCCGAUUCCAGUGAAUUAAUCCCAUACCCCAUUUUAAUGGCUGCCCGUGGAGCGCCGACCCGCGAUGCUGCGGCAACGCCUCCGCAGAAGGCAGCGGCGGGGAGUGGCCAGAUCCCACACUACCACCACCAGCAGACGCCGCCCACCGCGACGAGGCGCCAUCUACCGUUCACGACGAUGAAGCCGCCCUUCGUUACCCCCAAUGACUAUCACCGUUUCUCCAAUCCUGGGCGCGCCGCCACCGAUCAUCUUUCGGAAACUAUUGUCGUAAAGUCAUCUCCUUUGAAACGGAAGACUGGGUACGAAAAUGAGGUGGAAUCCAGUGAGAGGACAGCAAGUUCAGGAUACAGUGAUAUGAAUAUAAGCCCAUUGGGUACACCUGUGUCUGGUAAAGGAGGAAGGACAAAUGGCCGUUCAAAGGUCACCAAGAACAAUAGAUCCAUACCGUCAACCCCAAUUUCUGGAAUUGAUGUUUCAUCCUCACCUACAAAUGCUGGCAGUUGCCGCUAUGAUAGUUCCUUGAGUCUUCUUACAAAAAAAUUUAUCAAUUUGAUAAAGCAUGCGGAAGAUGGAGAUCUUGAUCUAAACAAAGCAGCUGAUACUUUAAAGGUACAAAAGAGGCGGAUAUAUGACAUAACGAAUGUGCUUGAAGGCAUUGGCCUUAUUGAAAAGAAGCUUAAGAAUCAAAUUCAUUGGAAGGGAAUCGAUCCUUCAAGACCUGGAGAACCGGACAAUGAUGCUACUCUUUUGCAGGCAGAAAUUGAGAAUCUUUCCAUGGAAGAAAAAAGUGUGGAUGACCAAAUAAGGCAGAUGCAGGAAAGAUUGAGAGAUUUGAGUGAAGAUGAAAACAACCAAAAAUGGCUUUUUGUUACUGAAGAUGACAUUAAGAAUUUGGCCUGCUUUCAGAAUCAAACCCUCAUAGCUAUCAAAGCUCCACAUGGAACCACCCUCGAAGUCCCAGAUCCUGAUGAGGCCAUUGAUUAUCCCCAAAGGAGAUACAGAAUCAUACUAAGAAGCACAAUGGGCCCGAUUGAUGUUUACCUUGUCAGCCAAUUUGAGCAGUUUGAAGAGAUGAAUGGAGCUGCACAAUCUACAAAUACGAGUCUGGCGCCAAGUUCUGCAUCAAAUGAGAAUCCAGCCAUUGAGGGGUCUCACUUGGCCAACACUACAGCACAACUCGUUGUUCAGGGACAAGACAUCCAUGAUUCCAACUCAGAAUUCAUGGCUUCUCUAGAUCAUACCGGGGGAAUCACUAAAAUUACGCCCUCAAACAUAGAUAAUGAUGCAGACUAUUGGCUUUUAACAGAGGGAGAUAUUAGCAUCACGGACAUGUGGAAUGCAGAUUCUGGAAAUGAUUGGGGUGACUUACAUCUGCUUCAAGAAGAGAUGCAAAUGGCAGCCAUUGGUACACCAGGAACCCAUUCUCCGCAACCCGGUGCCCCCGAUUUGCCUCCUGCUGCUGACAUGGCGCCAUGACGGUCAACAUUGUAUAAUUUGUUUAAUCAUACAAUCUGAUUUUGAUUCAUGCUGCAUUCCUCAUCCUCCUCAUUAGACAGACUUCUAUAUCGAAGAAUCAAGAGGCGAGAAGAACAGUGGGAGCAAGUGAUCCCUCAGGAUUGAUUAAAGCUCCCACUUGAUCAUAUUGGUGAAACCAAUGUUCGAUCUUUACAUGUUGUAUGAGAUGAGAUGUGAUGGAUUGUCUGAAAAUAGAUGUGGGCUGCGUUGUGCUGUUUAAUUGACAUUAUUGUACAAGCUGAUCGAUACCGAUAUUACAUUUGUUUCCCCUCAUGAUGUAUUGACUCAAAUACAAGGUAAAAGUUAAAAUU
This is a messenger RNA of Andrographis paniculata, 2014 nucleotides long. Its product is annotated as transcription factor E2FB-like. Gene Ontology annotation, molecular function: RNA polymerase II cis-regulatory region sequence-specific DNA binding; DNA-binding transcription factor activity, RNA polymerase II-specific; protein dimerization activity. The transcript is spliced from 14 exons. Gene Ontology annotation, biological process: regulation of transcription by RNA polymerase II. NCBI's taxonomy places the organism in Eukaryota, Viridiplantae, Streptophyta, Magnoliopsida, Lamiales, Acanthaceae. The record is from RefSeq and is a predicted model, not a curated record. Gene Ontology annotation, cellular component: RNA polymerase II transcription regulator complex. Bases 165 to 1664 code for a protein of 499 amino acids.